Molecule: messenger RNA, 891 nt
Organism: Alnus glutinosa
Lineage: Eukaryota; Viridiplantae; Streptophyta; Magnoliopsida; Fagales; Betulaceae
Product: bZIP transcription factor 44
Exons: 1
Coding region: 43-486 (147 amino acids)
Biological process (GO): positive regulation of DNA-templated transcription
Cellular component (GO): nucleus
Molecular function (GO): transcription cis-regulatory region binding; DNA-binding transcription factor activity
Source: RefSeq, a predicted model, not a curated record
CCUUCCUCCUUCCGGUUCACUCUUUUAGCUCUCCUUUUAGCAAUGGCUCUCUACGAAGAACCGGUCGAGUUUCAAUUUCCGGUUUUCGAGGAAACCGGGUUCGCCACAGAUGAACUCCGAGAACUCUUGUCUCUAGAUCUCAUUCAAUCCGGAGACUCUGUGUCUGUGUGUCCAACCUCCGGUUCGGAGGGCUCCAGCCGGGCGGUUUACACUGAUAAUGAGAAGAAGCUCAGGCGCAUGAAAUCGAACCGGGAAUCAGCCCGUCGGUCCCGGUGGCGAAAGAAGAGGUAUCUAGAGGACCUCAAGGACCAAGUGAACCGGUUCAGAACGGAAAACGACGAGCUGAAGAACCAGUUGGGCUCGGCUUUUCAUCACUGUCACGUAGUACGGAUGCAUAAUGAGUUGUUAAGAUCCGAAUCCAUAGCUCUCAGGGCUAGACUUUCGGAUCUAUCCAUGAUCAUUUCAUUCACCAUGCAAUCGCAAUGAGCCUUGAAGCCGUCAAGAAACUAAACUAUUUCGAACCCUAAUAAACUUCUGAAUGCCACACAUUGGCUGCUCACUCAAAACAUCAGCUUUUGCUUUCGAGGAAAACAAGGUGGCUGUUUUAAUUAUGAAACCCCAUGUUGUUGGACGACGUAAAGAUUUGACGGUCUGCUUUUUAGUUUGUCGGAGACGUCCUUUUUUUUUUUUAAAGUUAUUUAGUGGUAAAGUCAGGGCCACUGAUGAUAUGUAGAAAGCUCAAGGCCGGGGUAAUUACUAAUUAAUUAGCAUCAUAUUUCUGUAGUCUAGUGCAGCCAAGCUAGCGCGCACCGAUGUAAAUAUAUAUUUCUUGGACAAUCAGUGCCAUAUAUGCUUGUUUCUUCAUCAUUAAUUACUGCCAUGAUUACAUAA